Racocetra fulgida is the source of this 363-nucleotide messenger RNA. The record is from the annotation of a GenBank genome assembly. NCBI's taxonomy places the organism in Eukaryota, Fungi, Glomeromycota, Glomeromycetes, Diversisporales, Gigasporaceae.
AAAAAAAAUCAAAAGAUUUUUUCUCAGAGUCCACAAAUGCACAUCAUGCUAAACGUAGUAUACGAACUAACGAUGAAGAAAUUGUUGUCAAUGAUGAUGAAGACGACGACGAAAUAAGUGGGAUACCAUUUCCUUCACACCUAAGCUUUUCUCGAAAAAAAUCUACAUCAAAUCAUGAAAAGCAUAAGACAGCAACGUCAUCAUCAAUUUCAGAUUUCUAUAAAACAGAAGAAUAUAUAAAUGAUAAUGGGGAAGGUGGAAUAGGAGAUCAUGGUAGUCCAACUUUUUACAAUAAUUUAACCGAAGAUUACUUUCAUCAUCAACGAUCAAACGUUCAUAGUUUAUUUUCAUCGGUGGAGAAAC